GCAGCACAUGGUAAUACAAGUUCAUGUUGAUUGUUGCCAGGAUUGUUGCGUCACCAGAUAUAUCAGGACUCAUACUCUUUCGUACAAAGCUAGCUGAUCUCUCCUCUCUUCCUUGCGUCCUGUCCGAAGUUGCACUUGUCGUGGAUUAAGUUCAAGUGUAUUCGGCUUGACUGGUAGAUUAUGACAAGCUUCCCUCUUGGCUAACUAAAACCAACUCAUAGUCGAGUCGUACCUACUAUACUAGAACAAGACCACAAGAACACUGAGCCGAGAUGUCUACAGCCCCAAACUUAGAACGUCAGACGAGCGACAGUCUGAGUAUUCCUGAUCGCCGUGUCGUCAUCAAAGAUCCCACUGAAAUGCCUCUAGACUACUCCACAACCCCUGGGGGCACGAUGUUUUCAACCACUCCAGGAGGAACAAGGAUUAUUUAUGACCGAAAGUUUCUGCUCCUCAUGAGAAAUUCACCUCUAGCCAGAACUCCACCCCCUAAACUGGCCUCAAUUCCUGACAUCAUCAACGAAGAUGCUGACCCUCCAGAGGAGAAAGAGGAGACCAUGAGUCCAGAACCACCUGCCCCCAGUAAAGGUGUUCCUGAGAAUUCUGAAACAGAGUUGUUUGCAAUGGACUGAGAAAGUUUUCGGAUAAAUAAGUGAACUUCUUGUUGGACAAUGUGUCAUCAUGAAAUUUUUUUCGUAUGUUUUCUAUACAAUAUUAUGUAUACGUGUAUUGCCUUUUUUUGUAUUGUGACUUUUGUGACCUCAGUAUUUAUUCAUUCGAGUGGAA
Halichondria panicea is the source of this 786-nucleotide messenger RNA. Its product is annotated as eukaryotic translation initiation factor 4E-binding protein 1-like. Bases 273 to 632 code for a protein of 119 amino acids. The record is from RefSeq and is a predicted model, not a curated record. Gene Ontology annotation, biological process: negative regulation of translational initiation. Gene Ontology annotation, molecular function: eukaryotic initiation factor 4E binding. The transcript is spliced from 3 exons. Lineage: Eukaryota; Metazoa; Porifera; Demospongiae; Suberitida; Halichondriidae. Gene Ontology annotation, cellular component: cytoplasm.